ACAAGUCACACAUAGCUAAUAUGCUAUUUUCGAAACCAGACAAAAUUAAUUACAAUUUAAUAAUAAAUUAGGAGCUCCGCUAAAUACAUUGCAUUAAUUUAUUUGUUAUGUUUAAUGUUCUCGUUAAAAGCAAUGAAUUUUUAAGAAAUAAAAACAAAAAAAAAAACUCUUCAAAGAAAAAACUUACAAAAUAAAAUGUCUGCAAAUAAGAAUGGCAAUUUGGACAAACCCACUAAAAGCGUGUGGUGUGAAUUCUUCAAGCAAUUACCACGCCCUCAAAACAUAUCAUAGGCUGUUCAAAAAUCACACAUGUUAAAAAUAAAUAAUAUUCUUCAAUGUUCUGGGGGUUUUGUUGUUGCACUCGGAGGAAGACUAAAACACAGUCUUUCAAAAUACAGCAUCUCAUUCGAUGAUUUUUUUGAAAUUCAAGUGGGUUCAGUUUUUUAGAGAACAUUGUGGAUGCAUGUCGUUGGCGGAUCCGAUCAUUCGAGCAUCUUUGUGUCAAGUGUUUUUAGAAAAGAUUUGUGAUUUUUAAACUUAUUUAGUACGAACAAAAUGGAAACUAAUUCGGUGCGACGUUUUCCAAAUAGUUUUUCAAUUGAGAAUAUUUUAUCAAAACCUGAUAAGCGAUUAGAGGAAUGUGAUCGUGUGAGUGAGAAUCAUGAAGUGAAUAAUCAGAUUGUUAGAAACUUUAAUAUCAAUGGAAUACACUCGCCGCCAAUUUCGGACAAUAUACCUGCCAUUUUAAGUCCAGCUUCAAGUUUUACUGAAGAAAAUGCAGAUGAAUGCAGUGAAGCCACAUCGGAGGAUAGUAAUAAUCUGAAUGACGAUCGUAAGAAACGUCCCCGCACUGCCUUUUCUGCAUCACAGAUUAAAGCACUGGAAACAGAAUUUGAACGUGGAAAGUACUUAUCGGUGGCUAAGAGGACCGCUUUGGCCAAACAGCUUCAUCUGACAGAAACCCAGAUCAAAAUAUGGUUCCAAAAUCGUCGUACCAAAUGGAAACGCAAAUAUACCGCCGAUGUUGAAACAUUGGCUUCACAUUAUUACGCUCAACUUGGUAUUGGGGGUCUGGCACGUCCCAUGGUUGUUGGUGACCGACUUUGGCUCUUUAGUCAAACCCCUACCGGCCCCGCUCCAAUACAAUCAAUCAUGUUAAAUGGUGGUCCAACACCAAUGGGAAUGCCACCAAGUCAAAAUCCUGCCUUGCGUCCAUUUCCACCUUCUUCGCAGCCAAUACCACCGCCUUCGAAUAGCGUCAUGGAAAGUGCUCGAAAUGCAAUCUUAUCUCGAGGGCAACCUUUAAACUUUGGCUUACCAUUCUCGAUGAAUAAGACAAUUCCACCUCAAUUCCCGGCAGGAUCAGGAUACAAUAUGUCACAACGAGUCUCUCCAAUGGCAAAUCAUCAUCAAAUGGGCAACCCAAAGGCUCAAUCUUUCAAUGACAUCUCAAAAUUUGAUUUCCAAAAUAAAAGUCCUUCGACCUAUCGCAGUUCAUCGGUUGAAACUGACACCUACCUUCAACUCAAGUACAACUCUAUACAUAAUUGUGAAGAAAGUGAUACAUCAAAUGGUUUGGCCGAAUUGGAACGAGUGUUUGGAGACUCAAAUGGAAGUUUUCUAGAACACAAGUCAAAUCAUUGUGGUUCAGUGUCGGGUAAAAAAGACACUGAUUGUCGAGCUAGCCCUCCGGACUCGGAAUGUAGUGACAUUGAUUGUGAACAAAUUGAUGAAGAUGAAUCCUAAUGAUUUAAAAUUUUUUCAAUUUAAAAACAUAAGAAUAAAUAAUUUAAAUUCACUGUUUUUUUUUUUUUUGUUUAUUAAAAUUGCAAUUCAAAUUGAUUUUAUUAUUUUGUAUAGUUAUUCAUUAUUAUUUCAUUUUUUUUACAUAUCACAGCCAGGUAGGCUAGAAAAAAAUAAAACUUAUUUAAAAUUAUUAAUUAAAAUUUAAAUAUACAAUAAAUACAUAUAA
Molecule: messenger RNA, 1972 nt
Organism: Episyrphus balteatus (marmalade hoverfly)
Lineage: Eukaryota; Metazoa; Arthropoda; Insecta; Diptera; Syrphidae
Gene: lms
Product: homeobox protein vex1
Exons: 3
Coding region: 556-1746 (396 amino acids)
Biological process (GO): regulation of DNA-templated transcription
Molecular function (GO): DNA binding; DNA-binding transcription factor activity, RNA polymerase II-specific
Source: RefSeq, a predicted model, not a curated record